ACCCGCCAUUACAUAACGCAACACGCACAGGACGCGCACAAACAAUGUGAUUUUAUUUAUUUCCUCAAAUAUUUUCUACCGUUUUCGACUAUACAUUUUUUAGGAUUAGCGACGUGAUAUUCUUAUUUUAAAUGCCGCGCGGUAUUAUUUCACUCCCGUUUUAGAUGUGUAGAUUAGGGAUGUAGAGUUUUUACUGGAAAUCAAUGCUGCAGUGAUUAUUGUGACUGAAACACAAGUGAAUUUUGGUUGCGCAACACAAUUUCACAGAAGUUUAGUAUUAAAAGUGUUUUUAGUGAAUUGAAAUAAUAAUCGUGCACAAUAAUAAGUUAAGCUAAAAUACUCAAAUAAAUAACUAAAAAAUACUCUGCUCGCAACAAAUAUUUUAAAAGGAAACCAAAAUGAAAAUUUCAUGAAAAUUUUCAUUCCCAAUUGGGAAGUUUCUGAGCACUUUUUUCUACCAUUAAUAGAUGCUAGAUGUCAAAUUAAGUUAGAGUAAUUACUACCUAAAUAUUUCUACAAAACUGCCAUCAAGAUGACCACAGAGCGAGAACGCGACUACAUCGGGUUCGCGACGUUACCAGAGCAAGUGCACCGCAAGUCCGUGAAGCGCGGGUUCGACUUCACGCUGAUGGUGGUGGGCGAGGCGGGGCUCGGCAAGUCCACGCUCAUCAACAGCCUGUUCCUCGGGGACCUGUAUAGGGGACGCAAAGUGCCUGAUGUUAAAGACAGAAUAGAAAAAACCACCACAAUAGAGAAAAAAACGAUGGAGAUCGAGGAGCGCGGCGUGAAGCUCCGUCUGACCGUGGUGGACACUCCGGGCUUCGGAGACGCCGUCAACUGUGAGGAGUCGUGGCGGGUGUGCUCCGCAUACAUCGACGAGCAGUUCCGACAGUACUUCACCGAUGAAAGCGGGCUGAACCGACGGCAUAUGCAGGAUAACAGGGUGCAUUGUUGCCUGUACUUUGUGCCGCCUUGGGGACACAGUCUCCGUCAAGUGGACAUCGAGAUGAUGCGGCGGCUGCACCGCAAGGUGAACAUCGUGGUGGUCAUCGCGAAGGCGGACUCGCUCACCGCCCACGAGGUGCGAAGGCUGAAGCAGCGGAUACUGCAGGAUCUGGAGGAGCAUCAGAUACAGGUGUACCAGUUCCCGGAGUGCGACAGCGACGAGGACGAGGAGUUCAAGCAGCAGGACCGCGAGCUGAAGGCGGCCGCGCCCUUCGCCGUGGUGGCGGCCGACACCGUGCUCGAGCUGGGAGGGAAAAGAGUGCGCGGCCGGCAGUACCCCUGGGGCAUUGUUGAUGUGGAAAACCCCCGGCACUCGGACUUCACGAAGCUCCGCACGAUGCUGAUCUCGACGCACAUGCAGGACUUGAAGGACGUGACGCAGGACGUGCACUACGAGAACUUCCGCGCGCAGUGCAUCUCGCAGAUCUCGCAGCACGCCAUGCGCGAGCGCGGGAAGCUGAAACGGGACUCGAUGGGCAACAACGGCGAGGUUGCCUUCGGCGACACCGACCGACUACUGCUACAGAAAGACGAAGAGAUCCGGCGCAUGCAAGAAAUGUUAACACAGAUGCAAGAGAAAUUAAAAGCGUCAGAUAAAAAACACGACAGUAUUAUAGACGUAUAGGAUUCGUUGUAGACUGCGUUACGUAGUUUAGAAUCUACUCACUAGUCGUUAAGUAGUGACAAUGUAAACCUCUUUAGAAAAGUGGGAAGAAUUUAAUGUUUGGAUGCAUAUUGCGUUCAUUCUAAUUCUAAUUAUAGAUUCAACAAGUUCUCUAAACAUAAUAAAUUUUAAUAUAAGUCAUUUUAUGUAAGUAUAUUAUUUAGUUUAAAUUAAGUCAUACAUAUUCCGCUAUUAAAAUCUUUUUUAUAAAAAUAAUUUACUGUUGUACAUUAAAUAAUAGAUCACAUUAAAUUUAUAAAUUAGGUAAGCAUAUUAUAAUUACAACUUACUGUAAGUAGUGCAGGUGGGUUAUUCCGACCUGCACCUUACCUACGAAAGAUGCACUAAAACUUACUACUUAGUUAAUUCAUAUUUUUUAUUUACUAUAUUUACUAUAAUAUGUAUUUACAAACAACUAUAUUUACAUUAACUAUUUUGAGAAAAGUACCUACCACUUUAAUGAUUCCGCCACUGCACUGGUAGGGAAAUAAUUCUGUCCUCCAAAUGAACUCAAAACAAACCAAAUUAUGUAUUAUAAGGCAAUGCAUUAUGUUCAAUACAUCUGCGUUUUAUAACAGUAUUACAAAUAAAAUUCAUACUUUAUUGUAAGAAAA
Molecule: messenger RNA, 2283 nt
Organism: Plutella xylostella (diamondback moth)
Lineage: Eukaryota; Metazoa; Arthropoda; Insecta; Lepidoptera; Plutellidae
Source: RefSeq, a predicted model, not a curated record